CUAGCGGACGGAACCAAAAGAAAAAGAUAGCUCGUUGUUGGCCAUGGCGACGGGGACGCUAAGUUAUUUUGCUGUGAGAUACAGAGCGGCUCUAGCAUUAUUGUAUUUUGCGUUCUUUAAGCCUGUUUAUUCUCAGCAGCUUAUCGUGCCGUUUCAGUCGCCUUCUGGCUGCGGCGAGGAGACGUUUUUCGACAUCUCCAGUCUGUCGUGUGUUAAGUGUGGUCCAAACCAAAGGAGGAGCGCGACAGGGCUGAGCUGCAUUUGCAAAAGUGGAUUCCGUGUUCUCACCACCAAUGGAGUGUCACUUACCUGUGAGAUAUGUCCAAAUGAAGCAUCUGCAGUGACAUCAGAUGGAUUUGAGUGCAUUCGAUGUCCAGGCAGUGUCACUGAUGAGGGGAGGUGUCAGUGCCCAUCAGGUGAUAUCCUGGUGGAGCGGGAUGUUCAAGGGAAUGCCUUAGAUGAGGCCAGGUGUGACAAGUGUAAUGGAAGUAAGCCUGCUUUUUCAGUGCCUAACAGCAGUGGAGACAGGUGUGAGAGGUGUCAGGGUACCUUUAUUAACACCUCCCUCUCCUGUGUGUGUAGUCCUGGUAAUGUUGUGGCAGGAGGAUUAUGUUUCCCUCCUCUGAGCAGCCUCUCAACCAAUGUGAAUCCAAACGUCAAUUUUGCUCAGUUGAAGCUCCAGGUCCAGUCGGCAUGGUUCAUGAAAAACCUAUACUCCUCAGCAGCAGCUUGCCUAGUGUUCUCCAAUCUGACAGCCUGCCAAGCUCUCGGGAACAUGUGUGUGAUGAACAUGCACUCAAUCAGUACUGUAGCCAAUGAUGCCUGUGGUCUCUUUAACACCAUCUUCAGAUCAACAGCUGCUUUGGGCUCAACCCAGGGCAACUCCUACUGGAGAGUUAAUCUUCCAUGGCUUUACUAUGGGAAUGAACCAGGACUCGCUCAUCGAGUGCUUCAGAGUGAUCAGAGGAGCUUCACUGGUCAGGGAAUAGCUCCCACUGGGUUCAGUUUCAUGGGAAAAAACAAGAACACUGACAUUAAGCUAAUUGCUGCUGUCUAUAAUGUCAAAGGAGAGUUCCUCAGAUGGGAAAAAGUAGGAGGGCAUAAUCUGCAGCUGUGUCCAGACACAGCUGCCAGACAGAAGGCCACCUUCAGCUUUGGAACUGCUUACCAAGCAAGUUGUGAUCUGUCAGUAGCAGAAAUCUUGUAUACCCAUCCUGAGCCCUUGUUUUAUGAUGUGUUUAUGGACCUUGGUGGAGGAGACAGCAGAGAACUUCUUCCUCUGCCCACAUUAAUCUUGAACCAACAGUAUAAUGGACGUUUCAUCAACCAAGAUACCAUGAUGAAUUGGUUCCUGUCUCGUCGUAUGUUUCUUAUUGACACACUGAGUGGAAGAGUAAAGAGCUUGAGUUCUGUGCCUAAAAUCAUCCGUGUGGUUAGCGAUAUCAAAAUAAGGUUCCAGCUGGUUCCACAAACCCAAAGUGGACAUGUUUUUACUCCUUUACUCAAAGUGGCCUAUGAAGAUGUUCUCCUCACUGAUAGUGAUACACAAACCGUAUCGACAUCAUUUGCAGUGGAGUAUGAGAUGGAUCAGAAUGAAGCUUACAUAAAAACUAAUACGGCUCUAGGUGUGAUGGGUGGUAUUGCAGUGCUCUGCUCCUUGCUGAAGACAGUCAGCUGGAAGAGGAGGAUCGCCUCACCACUUGUUGACAUGGAGACGAUGCUGACAUUUUUGUUGUUCUAUGCUGGAGAUCUGGCCAAUGUUUUCUUCAUCGUCACUGUGGGAACUGGACUUUAUUGGCUUAUCUUUUAUAAGACAAUGGAGUCCCAACAGUUUGUAUCGGUAUUGUUACCGCUGCCUGCUCAGGAGGAUCAGUUUGUGGUCUACAUUGGUUGUGCCUUUGCUCUCAAGGCGGUCCACUUUCUCCACAAGCUCUUCCUUCAGUUGUCUAUUGAUAUGUUCUUUAUUGACUGGGAGAGACCACGAGCCAAAGGAAGCAGGACUGUGCAAGCUGCUGGUGAUCUGAAAUCGGAACCCUCUCCAGUCAGUAUUUGGAGGACCUACUUUGUGGCCAAUGAGUGGAACGAGAUGCAGACAAUUCGCAAAAUCAGCCCAACAUUUCAGAUCAUGGCUGUGCUCUUCCUCCUUGAAGUGGUGGGAUUUUCCAACCUGGCCCUGAGGGACCCCUGGCCAACUUUAAAGCGCUCUCCACAGGCAUACAUGCCUCCCUACAGCCUGACAUUGCGCUAUGGUUUGGCAGCCACGCUGUGGCUUUGCAUAGGGCUUCUGCAGGUGAUAUACUUCACUGUGUUUCAUGUGCGCUUUGUGAAGGACCGAAUCCGGCAGUUUGUGGAUCUCUGCUCCAUUAGUAAUGUUUCUGUGCUGCUGCUGUCCCACCGAUGUUUUGGCUACUACAUCCAUGGGCAUUCUGUACACGGACACGCUGACACAAAUAUGGAGGAAAUGAACAGCAACCUGAAGAAAGAAGCUGAGCUCCUGUGUGGUCAGAGAGGACUGCUUCCCAAUACAGACAUCCAGACCUUUCAGGUCUCAAUCUCUCACUGCCUCCGUCUGCAGUAUGACAGGAUACGGGAACCCCUUAGCAGGAGGCACGGGCCAUCGAGACUGGUGGAUGCAUCCUUAGCCAACCCGUUUGAGCAGCGCACCAGAGCCUACAACACCAUGAACCACUUCCUUGCAUCUGUGAUAGCCCAUGCCCAACCUGACAUGGACUAUGUAGUGAGGGACAAGCUGAUGCUUGAGAGGGUCAUAGGCAUGGAGUUCCUUGAACCCAGUGACAAAAGCAUCUUUUAUAACGAUGAGGGUCACUCUUUCUGUGGCGUGCUGUUCUAUGGGAAUGAGAGCACGCUCCUGAUCUUUGACACUUUGUUUUUCUGCAUUGUUGACCUUGGAGCACAGAGCUUUGUGCUUGCAGCUGUGCUGACCUACAUUCAGCAAAUGAUAUUUUGCAUGAUCCGAAAAUUUCUCGGCCGGAGAAACCUUGCCAGCAACACAUUCAUUGAUGAGCGAUUUCUGUUAUGAUGAGCUACGUCGUUGAUGGUGCCAAUGUUGUUUACUGGUUUGUGUUUACUGUUCUCAAUUUGUAAAUAAAGUUUUGUUAAUGUUUUUUACAUGUACAGUGUGGCCGUCAACUAUGUAAAUAGUGGAGUUUUUUUUUUAGAAUUCAUUAAAAGUGUUUGAUAUGA
This is a messenger RNA of Thalassophryne amazonica, 3204 nucleotides long. RefSeq names its product transmembrane protein 67 (gene tmem67). Bases 44 to 3040 code for a protein of 998 amino acids. The record is from RefSeq and is a predicted model, not a curated record. Gene Ontology annotation, biological process: cilium assembly. The transcript has 29 exons. Gene Ontology annotation, cellular component: MKS complex; ciliary transition zone. Lineage: Eukaryota; Metazoa; Chordata; Actinopteri; Batrachoidiformes; Batrachoididae.